This is a messenger RNA of Schistocerca nitens (vagrant locust), 2023 nucleotides long. RefSeq names its product esterase FE4-like. Lineage: Eukaryota; Metazoa; Arthropoda; Insecta; Orthoptera; Acrididae. Bases 67 to 1692 code for a protein of 541 amino acids. The transcript is spliced from 11 exons. The record is from RefSeq and is a predicted model, not a curated record.
GCUAUAUCAAAUUAGAUAACAAUUUCUGUAUAGUUUCACAGGAUCUGUUACAUCAACAGUAUAGAAAUGGUUUCUAAACAUAGUCUCUUUACAAUAAUAUUACUUUUCCAGCAAUCUUUGGGACAAAACAAUUAUGUGACAGUUACAACAACUCUAGGGUCUUUAAGAGGACUUGUGGAGCAAACAGCUUCAGGACUCUCAACAAUAUAUACAUUUAAAGGUGUUCCCUAUGCAGAGCCUCCUGUUGCUGAAUUGCGUUUUAAGCCACCAGUUCCAGUAUCACCCUGGCGUGACACGAAAGAUGCUUUGGAAUUUGGGCCUAAGUGUGUACAGAAAGGAGGUGACAGUGGGGAAGAAGACUGCCUGUAUCUUAAUAUUUACUCACCAGAACUGCCUUUGGGAAACUCUACUCUUAAACCAGUAAUGGUUUACAUACAUGGAGGUUGCUUCACUAGUGGGUCUGGGUCUGCGUAUGGCCCUGAUUACUUUGUUGAGAGCGGGGUUGUUGUAGUUACUAUAAAUUAUCGUCUUGGAGUUUUGGGUUUUAUAAGCACAGGAGAUUUACUGAUACCAGGCAACAUGGGUAUGAAGGACCAAGUGGAGGCCCUAAAGUGGGUGCAGAAAAAUAUAGCGGCAUUUGGAGGAGAUCCUGACAAUGUAACCAUUUUUGGCCAAAGUGCUGGAGGGGCAUCUGUACAUUUCCACAUACUUUCACCUACUUCUAAAGGUUUAUUCAAGAGAGGAAUAGCACAAAGUGGAUCUGCUUUGAGUACUUGGGCACUGCAGAGAAAACCAGUAGAAAUAGCAUUCCAACUUGCUGAAAAUCUUGGUUACACAGCAAAAAAUACGACAGAUCUUAUGGAGUUCUUCUUGGCAGCAGAUGCAACAGAUCUUAUGAAAGACAUUUUUGCUGCUGUUCCUGAGGAGGACAGCCUGGCGCUUUUUAAAUGCGUACUCACACCAAGUAUUGAGCCCGAGCAUGAUGGAGCCUUCCUCACAGUAGAGCCAAUAGAACUUGUGCAGAGUGGAGUCUACACUGAUGUUGCUUACAUGACUGGAAUCACAUCUGCCGAAUGUUUGAAGUUUGUGGCUCCAAAUGGUGAGCUAUCGACGGCAGAACAGGUAACUGAUCUGGACCAGAACUUCGAUCUGUACGUAGCACCUGAUCUGCGUCUUCCAACCAAAGAAGAGAGAGAAGAGGGAGCGAAAGAAGUGAGACAGUUCUACUACGGGAAUUCAACCAUAACGCUGCAGGAUAACUAUACAACAGUUGCUUUUACGAGCGACAUGGUUUUUGGCGAAGGGAUUGAUCUCGUGGUCCAGAGGAUGGCACAGCAUGGCACUCAGCCUGUCUACUAUUACCGAUUCUCUUACGUUGGUCCUCUCACAGCUUAUCCUGGAUAUGAUGGUGCCAAUCACAGCAACGAUAUAAAUUACAUGUUCGUUGGAAGAGGCGCUGAGACACUGGAAGACGGAUCUGAAGCCGCUCUUGUCAGAAGCAGACUCAUUGCAAUGUGGACAAACUUCGCUAAAUACGGGAACCCAACACCUAAUGUGGACUCUGUAGUUACUCAAAACUGGACUCGAUACACCACAGAAGAGGCACCUUAUUUGAACAUCGAUGCGAAUUUAACUCUUCGGCACAAGUUAAAACAAAGUGAAUAUGCAUUUUGGCACAGUCUUUUGCCGUAGGCCUACAAUGUGAAGCAUUUAAAGUUGGAAUUUCUUCCCUCUUGUUAUCUACCAAAUGACUGUCCACUUUCGUUUAUCUACCCGUCACUCCGCCGAAAUGCAGCUCACAGCCUUAACAACAGUUCCAGUGAAUCGUACCCAUUGAGACAAAACAUUAGUUUAAUGUUUACGUAGAACUUCCUGAGAGUCUCUCUGUGCUGCUGCUCCAUUCUAAUUUUGAUUUCAUCAGCACACACUGUGUUUUUCUCCCUGCUUCAAUGAAACUUAACUAUGAGCUCCAGUUGCAGAAGAAGAUUUUUGUUCAUAUAUUAAAUGUCAGUAAAAUAAUGUA